Echinococcus granulosus is the source of this 1272-nucleotide messenger RNA. RefSeq names its product Acetylcholine receptor subunit alpha-like protein. Gene Ontology annotation, biological process: signal transduction; monoatomic ion transmembrane transport; chemical synaptic transmission. Bases 1 to 1272 code for a protein of 423 amino acids. NCBI's taxonomy places the organism in Eukaryota, Metazoa, Platyhelminthes, Cestoda, Cyclophyllidea, Taeniidae. Gene Ontology annotation, molecular function: transmembrane signaling receptor activity; neurotransmitter receptor activity; extracellular ligand-gated monoatomic ion channel activity. Gene Ontology annotation, cellular component: membrane; synapse; neuron projection. The record is from RefSeq and is a predicted model, not a curated record. The transcript is spliced from 5 exons.
AUGGAAAUGUUACGUCGUUGCUUUUGCCUUCAGAAAAUAUUUGGACUCCUGACCUGGCUCUCUACAAUAAGCAAUGCUGGCGGUGACUGGGAUCUCGCAAGCUCCUCAUCAACUCUAGUUGUUGUUAAUUAUGAUGGGACAGUAGUAUGGCGGCCCCCAAUCAUCUUUAAGAGUCAAUGUGAAAUCAACGUCGAGUAUUUCCCAUUUGAUAUGCAAAACUGUUCUAUGAAAAUUGGCUGCUGGACACAUCACGGUCUUUUGAUUGAUCUCAGGCAUACAAGCCAGAAAGCGAGAUCGCAGGCGCCGUUUGAUAAUUGCAGAAGCCAAAUUGAUCAUGCCAUGGACUUAUCAAUGUUCACUACUGAUGUUCAAUGGGACUUAAUAGGUGUUUCGGCAAGACGAAAUAUCGAAUUCUACCCCUGUUGCACAGAGCCUUACCUCGACAUAACGUUUUACAUAAUCCUCCGCCGCAAACCGCUUUUCUUUGGCGUGAAUGUAAUCUGUCCCUGUAUUUCCAUUUCCAUUUUAACUAUUUUGGUGUUUUAUCUUCCAGCAGAUAGUAGGGAAAAGAUAUCCCUUAGCAUAUCAAUACUUAUUGCCCUCACAGUGUUCUUUCUCCUGGUCUUUGAAAUAUCUCCGCCCACUAGCUUGGUGGUGCCAUUAAUUGUCAAAUUCCUGCUCUUUACCAUGGUCUUGAUCAUAUUCUCUACGAUCGCGACGGUAGUAGUUCUCAACGUACGCACUCGGUCGCCGGACACUCACAAAAUAUCGCCGUGGAUCAGAAGAAUUUUUAUCGACACUUUUCCGAAAAUCCUAUUUAUCAAGCGGUAUGAACACUUCGAUACAUAUAGUUUUCGAAAACGACUCAAAUCACCUAAUAAUAAUCGAAGGUUUAAUUCAAUUCAAACGUUUACCAAUGGAAAUGUUAACAUUUUGGCCGGUUUAUCGCCAGAACAACUCGAAAGAUCGCUUGACAAAGUUCGAGAAACAAUCCUCUACUUCCGUCAACAGGAAGAGUGGAACAAGGUGAAGCACUCCGACCGAAUUCGCUCGGAGUGGAAGUAUGUGGCCUUCGUGAUUGAUCGCCUGCUCUUAUGGAUCUUCAUCGGCACAACCGCAAUUGGCAAGCUCACCUUUCCUUUUUGUAUAAUGUGUACAUUUGUACACGCACCUAUGCUGUAUAUCAACGCACGAGCUCUUACAGCAUCAACAGCCCAUGCUGUGGAUGCCAUAAACGUUACUCGUCUAUCCUGCGAAACCAAACUAACCUAA